Messenger RNA from Arabidopsis arenosa, 615 nucleotides. Lineage: Eukaryota; Viridiplantae; Streptophyta; Magnoliopsida; Brassicales; Brassicaceae. The record is from the annotation of a GenBank genome assembly.
UUCCUAAGCAGCUGACUAGGGUUUUUUGCCGAUCUCCACUUUCUCUCUUUUUAACCUCUAGUACGUUGUUCUACCCACCAUCUUCUCCAUGAAAAAUAAAUCCGCAACCAAAGCUGAAGCAGCUCCUUCUGUGAUUAAGGACACGACGCCUAAAGAUGAUUUGGAGAAAGAUAAGAAAAACAUGAUGACUGAGAAGAAAAUAUCUGAUGCUAUAGAGAUGUUGGAAGGAUUUGGUGUUCGUCUUCAUCAGAUGGAAGAAAAGAUAGAUCUGUUGAUCUCAUUGAUUAGGUCAAAUAAUGAAGUUAAAAUUGGCUCUGUGAAGGCCGAGGCAGAGAGCAUGUCUGUGGAUGGAUCAUCCUCUGAUGAGGAACCUUAUAGUCGUUUUGGUGCUUCUGGCUUUGGUCGUGGUGGUCGUGGUGGUGGUGGUCGUGGUCUUUUUGUCGGUGGUCGUUUUGCCGGUGGUCGUUGUGGCGGUCAAGGCUUAUGUCGACGUUACUGUUGAGGUUUUGGUGGCGGAGGAAGAGACCUAGUUUGCUACUCAGCUUGAGCUUUUUUUAUUUAUUAUUUUGUGGUAGCUUUGGCGUUUUUGACUUGUGAUAAAUCAACCUUUUCAAU